AUGCCCCUACUCUUCGACUUCAUCGAUCGCCAGUUCAUCACCUUCCCACCACCAGUGCACACCUCUUUCCUAGGCCGUACCGUGAUCGUCACCGGCGCCUCCUCCGGGCUAGGCCUCGAAGCCAGCCGCCUCCUCACCACCCUGCACGCCACGCGCAUUAUCCUCGCCUGCCGCAACCUCGACAAAGGCCGCGCCGCCGCCGAUGAAAUCCGCCGCUCCAAUUCCGACGCCACCACUGCCCUCGACGUUUGGCCGCUCGACCUCUCCUCCUACGCCUCCGUUCUCGCCUUCACAGACCGCGCCGUCACCGACCUCCCCCGUCUCGACGCUGUGAUCGCCAACGCCGGCAUCUGGCCACACAAAUACCACCAGACCAAAGACGGCAACGAAGAGACGCUGCAGACCAAUGUCAUCGCGGCGGCGCUGCUGGCGUGCGCGCUGCAUCCGAAGCUGGCGCGGACCGCGGCCGAGCACGGUGUAACGACGCACAUCACCUUCACGGGCUCGGAGCUCUAUGAGUUCGCGGCCUUCAAGGAGCGCAAGCAGGCGGCGGAGGGGAAGUUGUUGGCAACGUUGAAUGAUGAGAAGACUUUUGCGAAGACCAAGGGGGAUCGGUAUAAUGUUUCGAAAUUUCUCAUCCUGCUGGUCGCCAGGCAGAUGGCAGCGUUGGCGCCGGUCAAGGGCAAGGGGGUGGUGAUUAGCGUCAAUGCGCCAGGCAUGUGUUACACAGAUCUCGGCCAGCAGGACAUCAAUCUCAAUGCGGCGGUGCGCAGGAUCAUCAAGAUGCUCGCCAGGAAGCCGGAAGUGGGUGCGCGGGCGCUGGUAUAUGGGGCAUGUGCUGGUGUUGAGGCGCAUGGCGGGUACUUGCCGGAUUGCAAAUUGACCGAUUUGAAAGGGCUCGCUGCUGGCGAGGAGGGACGGAAGUUGCAGGAGUGGGUGUGGCGGGAGUUGAAGGUGGUGUUGGAGGGCGCGAGGAGCGGAAUUACUGAGUUGUAG
Molecule: messenger RNA, 996 nt
Organism: Cyphellophora europaea CBS 101466
Lineage: Eukaryota; Fungi; Ascomycota; Eurotiomycetes; Chaetothyriales; Cyphellophoraceae
Exons: 2
Coding region: 1-996 (331 amino acids)
Source: RefSeq, a predicted model, not a curated record